Messenger RNA from Phragmites australis (common reed), 3394 nucleotides. RefSeq lists its product as uncharacterized. Gene Ontology annotation, biological process: mitotic DNA damage checkpoint signaling; protein phosphorylation. The coding region runs from base 171 to 3104 and encodes 977 amino acids. Gene Ontology annotation, molecular function: protein serine/threonine kinase activity; ATP binding. NCBI's taxonomy places the organism in Eukaryota, Viridiplantae, Streptophyta, Magnoliopsida, Poales, Poaceae. Gene Ontology annotation, cellular component: nucleus. The record is from RefSeq and is a predicted model, not a curated record. The transcript is spliced from 15 exons.
CGCAAAAACACCAGCCCCUCUUCGUGAACAGAAGAAGCGUGAGAGACCACCAUUCGAGGCGAGGCGAGGCGAGGCGAAUUCACAUCUCCGCCGCUCAAACCCUACCGGAGAUUCCAAUCCAUGCCUUGCGAGCACUAGCUUCGCAGAUCCGAGCGCCUCUCUCCUCUCCAAUGGCCUCCGACGCCGCCUCCGCCUCGGCGGAGAUGGAGGUGGCCUGGCAUUUCCUCACCGUGCUCGUCCGCCUCGGCCGCCCCGCCGCCGCCUCGAACCUCGCCGCCGCCGCGCCCUCCUACGUACCUCCGCGAGCCAUCGAGCGGAUGUGCUUCAUACCUGGGUCGCCGCUGCGGCUCUCCGACGGCGGCCUCGUGACGGCCUCCGAGACGGCCGUCGCGGCGUUUCUGAGGUUCGUGGGGUGGGAUGUCCCGGCGCCGAGGGUGAGUCUGAGGCCUUCCGAGGUGCCGAUUCGGUAUGAGCUCAAGCGGAAAGGGUCAGAUGCGGGGUGCUUCGGAGCGAAGAGGCGCCGACUGCUGGCUCCGGACGCAGAUUUGGUGGAACACAGGGAGCGUCAGUUGCAUCUGCUGGUUGCACAAGCAUGUGCUCCGGCUGCUACCGGAGAGGUACAUAUGGAGGUUAUGCGAGAGUUGCAAGAUAGGCUUCCCACUCUCAGCACAUUUAUUGGUGAACCGUCCUUAGAAUUUUCAACUGGGUUUACUCUGGUUCCCAGCAUUGCUAAAAUUACCAUGCCUUGUCUUCAACCCAAAAUUGACCAGUCUCUUAGAGGCAAUGGUGGCUCAGUUCUUGGGAACAUGGCAUUAGCUCUAGUGCCAAGGCAGUUGUCAGACAGCCCUUGUUGUAUCGAUCUUCCUUCACCCGAUGCUGAGAAGUCGAAAAAUAUUCAUACAUCACUUGAUGAUAAAAUUAGUAGGAUCGGUGAAUCUGAACAAGUUUCAUCCCACAACUGUAGAGUAGAGGAUAGUGAUGAUCUAGAAAAAGAGUCCGUCCUCCUUCCCACGAUCAUUCAUGCUGUUUUGGUUGGGGAAAAGAAAAAUGGGGUUGAGGAGGAUCUAAAUCUUAUUUGCAAAAAGCCUGGCAGUCCAAUUAAUUCCAAUAUGAAGGCAGUAGGUAAUAUAGAAACAGUUGAUAUGAUCCCAAAUGGAGCAGAUGCUUUGCAAUACAGCGGCCCAAAUGCUGGUUAUCAUGGGACUGUCCCAACUUAUGGUCAGGAAAAUAAUCCACUGGGUGCUAGUGCAUGUGCAGAAGUUCACAAGAAUGAGGCAACACACAAUUUGUUUCAGCCUCCUACAGACACCAGAGCUGGAUCUAUAGUACCUCAAAUGAACAGAAAUGUUGAACCUGCAGCAUUGCCACUAGAAGCUACAAAGUAUGACUGUAUUAACAAGAGGAAAUUGAACAUUAUUGCUGAAAAUAGAGAAAGCUCAUAUCUAAAUCUUGGAGAACAGAUUCGGAAUGAAGUGGCUGUCAAUAUAUCUAAGAAUGGGCAGGAUAGAAGGGUUGUGAAGCAAAAGGGGAAGAGCAAGAAAAAUGGACCGCCUAAAGAAGAUAAGGAUCAACUUGCAGCAAAGGCUCAAAAGGGCCAUGUAGUGACAAAACCACUUCCAAGCUUCAAGGAUUUUGUCAUAGAAGAGGAGGAAGGGUCUGGAGGUUACGGGACUGUUUAUAGGGCUCGGAGGAAAAUAGAUGGACAAGUUUUUGCUAUAAAAUGUCCUCACCCGAAUGCUCAUUCACAUCAUGUUUACAAUGAACUAAAGAUGCUGGAGCGUUUUGGGGGCAAAAACUUUGUGAUUAAAUAUGAAUGCUCUUUUAGAAGUGGUGACCUAGAGUGUUUUGUUCUAGAACAUGUUGAGCAUGACAGACCAGAGAUUCUGAAAAAGGAAAUAGGCAUGCUUGAGUUGCAGUCGUAUGGGUACUGUAUGUUCAGAGCUCUUGCAAGCUUACAUAAACAGGGCAUAGUGCAUAGAGAUGUCAAACCUGGAAACUUUCUCUUCUCUCGCAAACUGAUGAAGGGGUAUCUUAUUGACUUCAACUUGGCAAAUGAUCUCCACCAGAAGUUCUUGAAAAACUGUAAAUCUGAGACAAUUUCAUGUGGGAAGGAUACCGUAUCUCAAACUUCAUCAACUUUUGCCCCGGUAGUUCAUGCCGAAGAAGCAGCUGCUGAUUCAAAGCAACCUCUUCCUUCCAAGAGGAAAAGAUCCAAUAGAAGCCCAGUCGGUGGCACACCUAAGAUUGACAAUAAAAAUAGGCAUGGUAGCCAAGCCGCUGAUGUAUCUGGUGUAACCUCCGCCAAGGAUCCUACAAGCACAAAAACAUCAUUAGACAGGUUGAAGCAGCCAAUGCCUUACAAAGGGCGAAAGGAAUUAAUGAACUUCUUGCAUGAAGCAAUGCAAAGUCCCAACAAAAAUACUUUGCCUGCUCCAGUUUCCCAAAGGAAGAGGGUCGCUGCUCCUUUUGGUAGUGUGGAUCGAAAGCUCUUUACACUGACUCCAAUGCCCCUGCGUUCUGGUGGUAGUGCUGUUGCUGGUUCUGGCAUGUUUAACAACAAAGGACAUGGGAAACAUCGAAGAGAAGGUCCAUGUGUUGGAACUAAAGGAUUCCGAGCUCCAGAGGUUCUUUUUAGGUCUUUCCACCAGGGUUGUAAAGUUGAUGUCUGGUCAGCUGGGGUGACACUCCUGUACCUGAUAAUUGGCAGAACACCUUUUGGAGGAGAUCCUGAACAGAACAUCAAGGAAAUAGCGAAGCUGAGAGGCAGUGAAGAACUGUGGGAAGUAGCGAAAUUGCACAACUGCGAAUCUUCCUACCCUUCGGAUCUCCUUGACAUCAAGUUGUUGCACUCGGUGGAUCUCCGGGAGUGGUGUGCAGCCAAUACGCGCAGGCCGGAGUUCCUCAAGAUGAUACCUGACUCGCUGUUUGAUCUUGUGGACAAGUGCUUGGCCGUUAACCCUAGGUGCAGGCUCACAUCAGAGGAUGCGCUUAUGCAUGAGUUCUUUUCUCCAUACCGUGAAAGCCUCAGGAAGCGAAGGAUGCUUAGAAGGUCAGCUGUUUCUGAUGCUGCAUGUUCUUCACACCAAAACACAGGAAGCUUAUAGCAAAACAAUCAUAGCGCUCGUUCCGCCGUACAGACUUUGCUUUAACAUCUGUAAGCUGAUUGUCACUCGCUAGCUAAUAACAGGCAAGUCAAUAGCCUAACUUUUCUCGCCUGAUGUAAAUAAAUGCGAUGCUGAAGAUGUACUAAUCCCCUGUGCUGCCAGUGUUGUAUUCGAGUUGGACUCAUGUACGGCGAGUAUGUGAUGUGUAACAAAAUUUUGUCAAGUAUACUUGUCUCUGGAACCCAUAGUUUUGCUUCAUGAAAUGUUAAUCACUCCACUGCUUUCGCCAU